AUGGCAUAUGCAAACGGGGAUGCGAUGAUGGCCGGGCUGGAGGACGAGGGUUACAGCGACGACGCCAUCACCUCCGAGGAUUGCUGGACGGUCAUCCAGUCCUUCUUCGAGUCAAAGGGUCUGGUCUCACAGCAACUCGAUUCCUUCGACGAGUUCGCCACCACAACGCUGCAGGAGAUCAUCAGCGAGAACGACUUCAUCUCCGUCGACAAGAACCUGCCGCCGGAAGAUGACGGACACGGCGCACAGAUCGUCAAGCGGCGGUGGCAGAUCGAAUUCGGCAAGGCGAAAAUCUCCCAGGCAGCCAUGACCGAAGGCGAUGGUGUCACGCGGCCGCUGUAUCCGCAAGAAGCGCGCCUGCGCAACAUCACCUACGCCUCGCCACUGUAUCUGGACAUGCGCAGCCGGGUCAUCGUGGCCAAGGAGCGUCCGGCAGGGGCGUGGUAUGAUGAAGACACCGCCAUGUGGACUGCACCCGAUGACUGGGAUGGACAGGAGUACGAGACGUUCUGGGAGAAGGAUGCUGAAGACGCAGCGAACAAUCCGGAGAACGAACAGUUCGUGCCCGUCUUCAUUGGCAAACUCCCAGUCAUGCUCAAGUCCAAGAUCUGCACUCUACGGAAUCGGACCGAGCAGGAGCUAUAUGCUUUCCAGGAGUGCCCCUUCGAUCAAGGCGGCUACUUUGUCAUCAACGGCAGUGAGAAGGUCUUGAUCGCACAGGAACGCAGCGCUGCCAAUAUUGUGCAAGUGUUCCGGAAGAAAGGCUCCAACACGCCAGUCGUGGCGGAAAUCCGUAGUGCCAUCGAGAAAGGCAGCCGCUUGAUCAGCACAAUGCAAGUCAAGCUCUUUGAUCGCGGUGCUGGCACGAACACCAAUCUCGGGCGCACAGUCAAGGCAUCGCUCCCGUACGUCAAGCAGGAUAUCCCGCUUGUGGUCGUCUUCCGUGCCCUCGGUAUAGUGUCUGAUGAAGACAUUCUCAUGCACAUCUGCAAGCGGUCCGACACGCAGAUGCUGGAGAUGCUCAAAUCGUGUAUCGAAGAAGCAGCAGCCAUCCAAGAGCGCGAACAGGCACUGGACUUCAUCGGCCGUCGUGGCAACAUGGCUGGCACGAAAGAUCGCCGUAUCAAGUACGCUCGUGAUAUCAUGCAGAAGGAGUUCUUGCCGCACAUCUCGCAAGAAGAGGGCAGCGAGACGCGGAAAGCCUUCUUUCUGGGCUACAUGGUGAACAGACUGCUGCAAGUCCAGCUCGGCCGAGUGGAAGAAGAUGACCGUGAUCAUUUUGGCAAGAAGCGUCUCGAUCUCGCCGGUCCGCUCAUGGCUCAGGUCUUCCGACUCAAGUUCUCGCAGCUGACGAAGGAUAUGCGCGGCUACCUCCAUCGAAUCGUGGAGACGGGCAGAGACUUCAACAUCACGCUCGCUGUCAAGCCGUUGAUCAUAACACAGGGUCUGAAAUACUGUCUAGCGACCGGCAAUUGGGGUGAUCAGAAGAAGGCAGCAUCGGCGAAAGCUGGUGUCAGUCAAGUGCUGAACCGAUACACAUACGCCUCGACCCUCUCGCAUCUACGGCGGACAAACACACCCAUCGGCAGAGACGGUAAGAUUGCGAAGCCUCGUCAAUUGCACAACACGCAUUGGGGACUGGUAUGCCCGGCCGAAACGCCGGAAGGUCAAGCGUGUGGUUUAGUCAAGAACUUGUCGCUGAUGUGCUACGUCUCUGUCGGUACGCCUGGCACGCCACUCAUCGAGUACUUCAGACAUCGUGGUAUGGAGCUGCUGGAAGAGUACGAUGCGAUCAUGAAUCCGAAUGCGACCAAGGUCUUCCUCAACGGUACUUGGGUGGGCGUACACAGCAACGGCAAGCAGCUGACGGAUGCACUACGUGAUUUGAGACGAAAGGGCACGAUUGGCUUCGAAGUCACGAUCAUUCGUGACGUGCGUGAGCGUGAGAUCAAGGUCUUCACGGAUGCAGGCCGGGUGAUGAGACCGCUGUUUGUGGUCAAUACGGACCGUGCGAGUGGUGAUUUCGGCAAUCUUGCACUCAAGCAGGAGCACGUACAACGUUUGCAGUCAGAUCAGCAAGUCCUUUCGGAAAUGCAGGAUCAAGCAGUCAGUGAAGACGACAAGAGGGAUGCGACAUUCGGCUGGCAUGGCCUGGUGAAGAGUGGUGUGAUCGAGUAUCUCGACGCGGAAGAAGAAGAGACGGCCAUGAUCAUCAUGACCCCCGACGAUCUCGAAGACUUCAAAGCGGCGAAGCAAGGCCAAGGGUGGAUUGAAUCGAAAGAGGAUCCCCACCGCCGCAUCAAAGCCAAACCCAAUACCCAAGUCGCCAUGUGGACGCACUGCGAAAUUCAUCCCGCGAUGAUCCUUGGCAUCUGCGCAUCCAUCAUCCCCUUCCCAGAUCACAACCAGAGUCCCCGUAACACUUAUCAAUGUCUGGCGGCCGACCACGAAGUACUCACCAGUAGUGGCUGGAAACGCAUCUCGUCGGUGCAGGUGAAUGAUGAAGUGAUGAGUCUGGAUCUUUCGUCUGGUCAGCAGCGCUGGAAUGCUGUUGAAGGAGUCACUCGUCUGGCUCAUACAGAAGCCCUUUACCGACUCAAGAGUGGCGAUAUGGACGCCGUCUGCACGCCCGAACAUCGCUGGCACCUCAACACGUCUGAUGAGCCUGAUACGUAUACGGCUUAUACGACCCAGGAGAUGAUGGACACCAAACUGGUUGCUCUGAGGUCUCCGUCGUCUGGUAAGAGCGUCGGUCAAUGGGACCGCAAGGGCGGGACAACUACGCAUGUCAAUCACCAGAUCCCUACUGUAGGAAAGAACGGCAAUGCUAUGUACUUGUGGCCGGACUGUUCCUUCCUUCCAAGCAGCUUUGUCACAGAUGAAGCGUGCAAUCUGGACUGGUGCCGUUUCAUUGGAUUUGUUAUGGGCGAUGGUGGAGUCAGCGAGUCGAUCUCUGAGACCGGUCGAACCAACUACUACGUCAGGCUGUUCCAGAGUGCUAGUAAGGCACCAGCAUUGGCGUAUCUUAAGGACCUGUUGGCUCGUCUGGCUGCGAAGAUACCAACAUUUGUGCUCAAUCCACCUACUAUUGAGGCAAAUGGUAUGCACACUUGGAAUAUCAAUCACCCUGGCAUGUAUCGAUUCUUCUUACCUAUGGUUCGGGGACCUCAGUCUUAUGAUCCUUUGGAUGACACGAUGUGCCGCACUUAUCAGGCACCACACUAUCUAGCAUUAUCCAGAUCAAGCGGCGAGACUAUCUUACCUACGCCUGAAGGCUUAAUACGAGGCAAAUGGUGGUAUCUUAGGCGGUGGUUUUAUUACGGCUGGUUAUUCUUACUGGCCCGUAAUCAAGCUCGAGCGAUCAUUAAGGGAAUUGCCGCUGCAGAUGGCGCGUGGUCAGCGUUGGUGAAGGCACGAUCAACAAGUAGUGGAACUGGUCGUGGCGGAGGUACCAAGCGCAAGCGCUCAAUGGACGACGUCCAAACCAAGGAUCUAGCUAUUCUCGUCAACAGAGGCUACGUAUCGGUCUUCAGCAGCUCGAUUCCACUAACGCACGACUUGUCUGUGCUAGGCCAUCUAGCUGAUACUAGAACUAGCAUCGGCGUCAAUCACCAGAAAGGUGAAUAUAUGCCGACUAUAGGAAGCACGGCUAGAGCUGUAGGAUGGCGAAUCAGCUUCGCCUUUGCUGAAAGCGAACUUACUGUGGCUGCUCCCAAGCCAGAAGUAUAUACUAAUCCUCACCACGACGGAUUUGUGUACUGCUUGACCGUGCCAGAUGACAACUUCCUAGCUAGGCGGACGCUCCACUUCACCAACACCACCGACCAGCAAAUAUCAGGAACAGCAGCGCAGAAACCCUUCUUCACCGGAAACUCCGCAAUGGGCAAGCAAGCCAUGGGCGUCACCUUGACGAAUUUCAAUACCCGAAUGGACACGAUGGCCAAUGUCCUCUACUACCCGCAAAAACCAUUGGCAACGACACGAAGUAUGGAGUUCCUGAAGUUCCGCGAGCUGCCAGCCGGUCAGAACGCGAUUGUGGCCAUCUCAUGUUACUCCGGCUAUAACCAGGAAGACUCCGUCAUUAUGAACCAGAGCUCCAUCGAUCGAGGUCUGUUCAGGAGUCUGUUCUUCAGAGCUUACUUCGACCUGGAGGAGAAAGUUGGCAUGGGCACGUUGCAGCAGUUUGAGAAGCCGACUCGUGCAGAUACUCUCAAGAUGAAGAUGGGCACGUAUGACAAGCUGGACGAUGAUGGGUUAAUCCAGCCUGGCUCGCGAGUUUCGGGUGAGGAUAUUAUCAUCGGGAAGACUGCACCCAUUGCACCCGACGCCGAGGAGUUGGGUCAGAGGACGAAGUUGCAUGUUAAACGUGACGUCUCCACCCCACUCCGCAGCACAGAGAACGGUAUAGUCGAUCAAGUCCUCCUCACAACCAACGCAGACGGUCUCAAAUUCGCCAAGAUCCGUACACGAACGACCAAGGUGCCGCAGAUUGGAGACAAAUUCGCUUCUCGUCACGGGCAAAAGGGCACGAUUGGCAUCACAUAUCGGCAGGAAGACAUGCCAUUCACGUCUGAUGGUUUGACGCCGGAUAUCAUCAUCAACCCGCACGCCAUUCCUUCUCGCAUGACAAUCGCGCAUUUGAUUGAGUGUUUACUCAGCAAAGUCGGUGCGCUGACGGGUCAGGAGGGUGAUGCGACACCCUUCACAGACGUCACUAUAACCUCCAUCUCCGCGCUCCUCGAGGCUCACGGAUUCCAGAAGCGCGGAUUCGAGGUCAUGUAUAACGGCCAUACCGGGAAGAAACUGGCCGCGCAGGUGUUUUUAGGUCCGACCUACUACCAACGUCUCCGCCACAUGGUCGAUGACAAGAUCCACGCCCGCGCCCGCGGACCACUGCAAAUCCUCACGCGCCAGCCAGUCGAGGGGCGUGCCCGAGACGGUGGUCUCCGGUUCGGAGAGAUGGAGCGCGAUUGCAUGAUCGCCCACGGCGCGUCCUCCUUCCUCAAGGAACGACUACUCGACGUUAGCGACGCCUUCCGAGUCCACGUCUGCGAGAUCUGUGGCCUCAUGACACCUGUUGCUAAGUUGAAGGAAGGGACGGUCGAGUGUCGUCCAUGUAGGAACAAGACGAGGAUAGCGCAGGUGAUCAUUCCGUAUGCGGCGAAGCUUUUGUUCCAGGAGUUGGCGGCUAUGAAUGUCGCUACGAGGAUGUUUAUGGAUAGGAGUGGGGUUAGUAUCCGGUAA
Recurvomyces mirabilis is the source of this 5244-nucleotide messenger RNA. RefSeq names its product DNA-dependent RNA polymerase II (gene RPB2). The transcript has a single exon. Gene Ontology annotation, biological process: intein-mediated protein splicing; DNA-templated transcription. NCBI's taxonomy places the organism in Eukaryota, Fungi, Ascomycota, Dothideomycetes, Mycosphaerellales, Teratosphaeriaceae. Gene Ontology annotation, molecular function: DNA binding; ribonucleoside binding. Bases 1 to 5244 code for a protein of 1747 amino acids. Gene Ontology annotation, cellular component: RNA polymerase II, core complex. The record is from RefSeq and is a predicted model, not a curated record.